This is a messenger RNA of Solanum verrucosum, 2754 nucleotides long. Its product is annotated as kinesin-like protein KIN-14K. The coding region runs from base 102 to 2750 and encodes 882 amino acids. Gene Ontology annotation, molecular function: microtubule motor activity; ATP binding; microtubule binding. Gene Ontology annotation, biological process: microtubule-based movement. The transcript is spliced from 20 exons. NCBI's taxonomy places the organism in Eukaryota, Viridiplantae, Streptophyta, Magnoliopsida, Solanales, Solanaceae. The record is from RefSeq and is a predicted model, not a curated record.
CAAUGAAUAAAGAUUAUGUUUUCUGAAUAAGAAGCUGCACAGUUUAAUUUAUGCCUUCACAGAUAUCUUCCGAAUUGAAUGUUGAGCACUAGUUUACUAUCAUGAACUCUAUCCUGGAUCGCGUAGCCAAAGAUUAUGGUAGACGGAACAGCUCAAGUGUGUAUAGUAGUGGGGAUGUCUUUGAGCCUUUGUCAAGUAGUAACGCUAAGCAACGGGCAAAAUUGGUAGAAUGGUUUAAUAGUGUUCUUCCUCACUUGAGUUUGCCAAUAAAUGCUUCUGAUGAGGAUUUACGAGCAUUGUUGAUUGAUGGUUCUGUCUUAUGCCAAUUAUUGAAUAAGUUGAAACCAGGUUCUGUACCUGAGUGUGGUGGUACAGUACACUCUCCAGAGCUAAGUUCAGAAAAUAUUAGAAGGUUUUUGUCUGCUAUGGAUGAAAUGGGCUUGCCCAGGUUCCACGCAUCAGACUUGGAACAGGGUUCCAUGAAAAUAGUACUGGAAUGCCUUUUAACACUUCGGGCAGAAUUUAAGCUGAAUGAUGGAGGAUACAAUUCGAGCACAGUAUUAUCCAGUAAAUAUGGGGCUGAUGCAAGCAGAAGAUGGAAACUGUUGGGUGAAAAUUUGGGAUGUGGUGAUUUUUCAUUCAUAGAAGAAUUUUCAUCAAGAACUCACUCUACCUCAUCCCUAGGAGAACGGAUGAAGACAGGAUCAGAUUCAAAAUUCCAGCGUGCGUUGAGAAGUCCUGUAGUGACAGAGCCAUCGGCCGCGUUAAUACAUCACGUUGGACAUAAGUUCCAUGAAGUAUUUCAGCUUAAACAAGGGAGCCACGCUGAAAUUCCUGCUGCAAGGAUUUCGGAAAUGAUGAGAUCUAACAGUUUGGAUAUUGCCCCAACGCAGUCACUUCUAAGUGUUGUAAAUGGGAUUCUUGAUGAAAGCGUUGAGCGGAAGAAUGGAGAGAUACCUCAACGUGUAGCGUGCCUAUUGAGAAAAGUGGUGCAAGAAAUUGAGCGGCGGAUAUCUACUCAAGCUGAACAUCUUAGAAUGCAAAGCAAUCUAUUCAAGUCUCGUGAAGAGAAAUACCAGUCAAGGAUCAGAAUCAUGGAAGACCUUGCAACUGGAACUAGUGAAGAGACACAGAUUGUCAUGAACCAGCUUCAUCAGAUUAAGAAUGAGAAGAACAAAGCGGAAGAGAAGAAGAAAAUUGAGGAGCAGGAUGUGCCUAGAUUGAAAGAGAAGGACGAUCAUCAUAGGCGAGAAAUCGCAGAUUUGAAGCAAGAAAUGGAAAUAGCUAAAAAAUUGUAUGAACAACACACCCUAGAAAUGAAAGAAAAGGCUACAGAAGCUCAACAAGAACUUGAGGAGAAGUUGAAGGAGGCCAUGAGCCUUUUGACAGAAUCAAGAAAUAGGAUAAAGGAACUUGAGACAUUUGCUCAAUCAAACUCUCACAGUUGGAAGAAGAAGGAGCAUAUUUACCAAAUAUUUGCAGACUUCCAGCUGGGUGCACUGCGUGAACUGAAGUUUUCUUCUCAGUCAAUAAGGCAAGAAGUGGUGAAAACUCAGCAGAGCUACGUGGAGGAAUUCAAUCAACUAGGUGCAGUAGUGAGAGCACUUGGACAUGCAGCUGCAAACUACUCUGCACUCCUUGCUGAGAAUCGCAAACUGCACAAUGAGGUGCAGGAGCUAAAAGGAAAUAUCAGAGUAUAUUGUCGAAUUAGGCCAUUCCUUCGUGGACAAAAGGAAAAACAAUCAGUUGUUGAAUACAUUGGAGAAAAUGGGGAGCUGAUUAUUGUAAAUCCUUCCAAACAAGGAAAGGAAGGCCGCAGGUCUUUCAAGUUUAAUAAGGUCUACAAUCCAGCUGCAACACAAGCUGAUGUAUAUUCAGAUAUUCAGCCAUUAAUACAGUCCGUGCUUGAUGGAUAUAAUGUGUGUAUAUUUGCCUAUGGUCAGACUGGAUCAGGGAAAACAUACACCAUGACUGGCCCAGACAAAGCGACCGAGGAGAAUUGGGGUGUCAAUUAUCGAGCUUUAAAUGAUAUUUUCAGAAUUUCUCAAACGAGAGUGAACACCUUCACAUUUGAAAUUACAGUUCAAAUGAUGGAAAUAUAUAAUGAACAAGUUCGUGACUUACUCUCAAGUGAUGGUUCAGCAAGGAAACUUGGGAUAGUGUCCACCCCCCAGCCUAAUGGAUUAGCUGUUCCAGAAGCAAGCAUGCAUACAGUAAACAAGACCUCUGAUGUCUUAAAUUUGAUGGAUAUUGGAUUAAGAAAUCGACAUAGAGGUUCCACUGCAAUGAAUGAAAGAAGUAGUCGGUCGCACAGUGUUGUCACUAUUCAUGUUCGUGGGAUGGAUAUUAAGAGUGGUUCAUCCAUGCGUAGUAGUCUUCAUUUGGUGGACCUUGCUGGAAGUGAAAGAGUCGACCGCUCUGAGGUGACUGGCGAUAGACUGAAAGAGGCGCAGCAUAUAAAUAAGUCAUUAUCUGCCCUAGGAGAUGUCAUUUAUGCUUUGGCACAAAAGAAUGCCCAUGUCCCAUACAGAAACAGCAAGCUGACUCAAGUCCUUCAGACUUCAUUAGGUGGUCAAGCAAAGACACUUAUGUUUGUACAGCUUAAUCCUGAAGUUGGUUCACAUUCAGAAACCACGAGCACAUUAAAAUUUGCUGAAAGAGCAUCUGGAGUAGAGCUAGGUGCUGCUCGAAGUAGUAAAGAGGGCAGGGAUGUAAGAGAUUUAAUGGAGCAGGUGUUCUUUAAACUUUAAAUGC